CCUGCCUAACUCCAGAGAUAGGGGCAGGGGUCCCCUCUGCAGGCUGCCCCCUUUGCCCUUCCAUGCCACCCUGGGCCUGUUCCUACCACACUUCCCAUGUUCCCAUGAUCCCACUCCUUGGUCCAAGGUCAAGUUUCUCCAGGAAAUGGAGUGCGCGGGCCCGUGGUGGGGGGAAGAUGUCCCCCUACACCAACUGCUAUGCCCAGCGCUACUACCCCAUGCCAGAAGAGCCCUUCUGCACAGAACUCAACGCUGAGGAGCAGGCCCUGAAGGAGAAGGAGAAGGGAAGCUGGACCCAGCUGACCCACGCCGAAAAGGUGGCCUUGUACCGGCUCCAGUUCAAUGAGACCUUUGCGGAGAUGAACCGUCGCUCCAAUGAGUGGAAGACAGUGAUGGGUUGUGUCUUCUUCUUCAUUGGAUUCGCAGCUCUGGUGAUUUGGUGGCAGCGGGUCUACGUAUUUCCUCCAAAGCCGAUCACCUUGACGGACGAGCGGAAAGCCCAGCAGCUGCAGCGCAUGCUGGACAUGAAGGUGAAUCCUGUGCAGGGCCUGGCCUCCCGCUGGGACUAUGAGAAGAAGCAGUGGAAGAAGUGACUUGCAUCCCCAGCUGUCUCCCUGAGGCUCCGCCCUGGCUGGGAGCCUCUGGCGGCCCCUCCCCUCCCCUGCCCUUAACCCCAGUAAAGCUCCAAAAAAAAA
This is a messenger RNA of Homo sapiens (human), 695 nucleotides long. It is a transcript of the gene COX4I2, whose product is annotated as cytochrome c oxidase subunit 4I2. Lineage: Eukaryota; Metazoa; Chordata; Mammalia; Primates; Hominidae. Bases 63 to 593 code for a protein of 176 amino acids. The transcript has 4 exons. The record is from RefSeq and is a predicted model, not a curated record. Gene Ontology annotation, biological process: oxidative phosphorylation; mitochondrial electron transport, cytochrome c to oxygen. Gene Ontology annotation, cellular component: mitochondrial membrane; mitochondrial intermembrane space; mitochondrial inner membrane.